UUAUUAAUUUUUUCCAUAUCAUCAAUACGCUAAAUAUUUAAUGAAGAUAGAUAGUAAUCUUAAUAUAUAAAUGAAGGUAAAUAGAUAGAUCCUACCUCCAAAUCAUAUUUUCUAAUGAACGUGUAAAAGAAAAAUAUAAUAAAUAAUUUAAGACGAGGGCGAAUAGAAAUUGACGCUCUUUCGUCUAAAUCUCUCUCAUCCAAAUUUAAAAUAUUACAAUUAUAGCCAAACCCUCUUAAAAUCUAUAAAUAGACAUAUCCUUCCCAUACCCUCUCAUCAUUCACAAAAUAUUUUCCAUACUUUCCUCCAUAGCAUUCUUUGUCACAAUUCUUUUCAAUAGAAAAAUUUUAAAACCAUAGAAUAUUAUAACAAUAUAUAAUAAUAUCAUGUCUAUCCAAUGCAUUAUUCUUCUCAUUAUUCUUUUUGUCCUAUCAAUUUCAACUUGUAGAAGUAAUAAUUUUGAAGAAUUUGGCCAUGACUUUCAAGCUUAUCCUUCUUAUUUGGAAUCAUUUAUUGAAGGCAAUAACAUUCAAGAUGAAAUAAUUCAUUAUUUCAAUAAUAUUAAGAAGGUUGAAAAUAAGGUUAAAUUGAUUGAUGUUAGUAGUUUUGGAGCUAACGGUGAUGGAAAAACAGAUGAUACUAGGGAAAAGUUGAAAAGGGAAGAUGAACAAGUCUUUGAAGUCAAAAAGAGGUCAAAUGUGAAAGUAAAGGGCCAUCUUCUUUGCAUCCGCUUUCUAGUACCUGUUCUUCAUCUGCUUAAGCAGAUCAAAAGCAAGGUGGUAUUUUUGUAAUAUUGGGCAAAUGUGAAAUUGAGGCUUAAAUAGAAGAUUUUAGCUCAUUUUCAUCAUCUUUUAUCCAUCUUCCAUCACUACACACUCCUGCAUCUUAGCUUAGAUUAGGGUUUGUAAUUUCUUGGAGUUUGGAGCCUAAUUUGUACUAAUUUUGAGCUAAGAAGACAUUAGGGUGACUUUCAAGUAAAGAAUUAGCUAAUUUCAUUGGAGAUUUGUGGAGAUUUAAAGUUUGA
Messenger RNA from Capsicum annuum, 1024 nucleotides. RefSeq names its product polygalacturonase-2. The transcript is spliced from 2 exons. The record is from RefSeq and is a predicted model, not a curated record. The coding region runs from base 387 to 791 and encodes 134 amino acids. NCBI's taxonomy places the organism in Eukaryota, Viridiplantae, Streptophyta, Magnoliopsida, Solanales, Solanaceae.